Molecule: messenger RNA, 7676 nt
Organism: Nothobranchius furzeri (turquoise killifish)
Lineage: Eukaryota; Metazoa; Chordata; Actinopteri; Cyprinodontiformes; Nothobranchiidae
Gene: heatr5b
Product: HEAT repeat containing 5B
Biological process (GO): intracellular protein localization; endocytosis; retrograde transport, endosome to Golgi
Cellular component (GO): endocytic vesicle; Golgi apparatus; membrane
Source: RefSeq, a predicted model, not a curated record
GCCGGAGGUGUUUAAAGAUCCAACGCCAUGGAGCUGGCUCACAGUCUGCUGCUCAACGAGGACGCUCUGGCUCAGAUCACCGAAGCGAAAAGACCCGUCUUCAUCUUCGAAUGGCUUCGCUUCCUGGAUAAAGUGCUUGUGGCAGCGAACAAGGUGGAUGUGAAGGAGAAGCAGAAGAAGCUGGUCGAACAACUGACAGGACUGAUCAGCAGUGCCCCUGGACCUCCAACCAGAAAACUCUUGGCUAAAAACCUUGCUACUCUCUACAGCAUCGGUGACACCUUCACUGUUUUCCAGACUCUGGACAAAUGUAACGACAUAAUUAAAAGCAAGGAUGAUACGCCUGCAUAUUUGCCAACAAAACUCGCUGCUGUGGCAUGUGUCGGGGCAUUUUAUGAGAAGAUGGGCAGGAUGCUGGGGAGCUCUUUCCCAGACACUAUCAAUAAUCUCAUGAAGGCUCUAAAAAGUGCAGAGUCCCAGGGAAGAGGAGAGAUUCUCCUCAGCUUGCAGAAGGUGCUGAGUGGACUGGGUGGAGCUGCGGCUUCAUGUCACCGAGACAUCUACAAGAACGCCCGUUCUCUACUCACAGACCGAUCGAUGGCUGUACGCUGUGCAGUAGCUAAGUGCCUGUUGGAGCUGCAGAAUGAGGCGGUAUUCAUGUGGACUACAGAACUGGAGAACAUGGCCACUUUGUGUUUCAAAGCCUUAGAAGGGUCUAACUAUGGUGUUCGAGUAGCAGUGGCCAAACUCUUAGGCACGGUCAUGGCCACCGCCCUCAUGCCCAAGCAAGCAGCAGUGAUGCGUCAGAAUGUAAAGCGAGCCACCCUGGACGAGGUGCUGGAGCUGAUGGCCACCGGGUUUCUUCGUGGUGGAUCUGGCUUCCUAAAGAGCGGUGGGGAGAUGCUAAAGGGGGGAGGAUCAGUGAACAGGGAGGUGCGAGUGGGUGUCACACAGGCCUACGUCGUGUUUGUCACAACACUUGGCGGCCAGUGGCUCGAGCGCAACUUUGCCACGUUUUUGUCCCACGUUCUGGACUUGGUGUCUCACCCCCGCGCCACUCAGACACACGUGGAGGCUGUGUACUCGCGCCGCUGUGUUUCCUUUAUGCUGCGCGCCACCCUGGGGGGUUUACUCGGAGAGAAAGCCCAAAUCGCCGCCGGCAAAGAAAUCUGCCAAGCCAUCAGCAAGCAAAUGAGGGCUGUGGGUAAGGAGGAUGGGGGGGAAAUAUCACGGUUCAGAGCAUUACAGAAGGCUGUUGUGAACGACAUGAGUGGCGAGAACAAGGCGGGGGGCGCCGACGUUUCUGCCAGUCAGCAUGUCAUGGUGUGUGCUCUGAAAGAGCUGGGGAGUUUGGUUCAGAGCCUGAGCACCACCGCGUCCCCGCUCAUCCAGGAGCCUUCUGUUGGACUUCUUGAGACCGUGACCUCAGUGCUGCUGCACCCGAGCAUGGCGGCACGCUUGGCAGCUGCGUGGUGUCUGCGCUGUGUCGCCGUGGCUCUGCCCUAUCAGCUGUCCCCUCUGCUGGACCGCUGUGCAGAGAGAAUCGACAACCUGAAGAGCUCACCCGAAGCCGUGAGCGGCUACAGCUUCGCGAUGGCGGCUCUGCUGGGGGGAGUACACCAGUGCCCACUGGGAAUCCCUCACUCCAAGGGCAAGUUGGUGGUGAGUAUAGCUGAAGAUCUUCUGCGUACAGCAGCGCAGAAUAGUCGGCUGUCGCUGCAGCGCACUCAGGCCGGCUGGCUGCUGCUCGGAGCCCUCAUGACUUUAGGGUCCUCACUCGUUCGCUACCAUCUCCCCAAAAUGCUGCUGCUGUGGAGGAACGUGUUUCCUCGCUCCCAGAAGGAGCUGGAGGCUGAAAAGGCCAGAGGGGACUCCUUCACCUGGCAGGUCACCCUGGAGGGUCGAGCUGGAGCUCUGUGUGCCAUGCGUAGCUUUGUGGCUCACUGUCCCGAGCUCCUCACUGAAGAUGUCAUCCGCAGGCUGAUGACGCCCAUCGAAUGUGCCAUGACCAUGAUGUCUCACGUUCCUGCCAUCAUUAAGGUCCACGGUGCUCACCUGAAGGCCAGUGCAGCGAUGGUGAGACUCCGGUUGUACGACAUCCUGGCUCUGCUGCCUCCUAAAACAUACGAAGGGAGCUUCAACGCCCUCCUGAGGGAGCUGGUGGCGGAGUUCACUCUCACUGACAACUCGGCCAACACCACCACCUCUUUGUUGCGCUCUUUGUGUCACUAUGACGACAGUGUGCUCAUGGGCUCCUGGCUGCAGGAAACGGACCACAAAUCUAUUGAGGAUCAGCUGCAGCCCAACAGCGCGUCUGGCAGCGGAGCUCUGGAACACGACCCCUCAUCGAUCUACCUGCGAAUUCCUGUCGGUGAGGCCAUCCCAGGUCCUCUUCCUCUGGGCGUGUCGGUCAUCGAUGCUUCGGUGGCUCUCUUUGGAGUGGUUUUCCCUCAUGUCUCCUUUAAACACAGGCUGCAGAUGCUGGACCACUUUGCCGAGUGUAUAAAGCAGGCUAAGGGAGUUCGCCAGCAGGCCGUCCAGCUGAACAUCUUCACUGCUGUGCUCAGCGCCCUCAAGGGUCUGGCUGAGAACAAGAGCACUCUGGGCCCAGAGGAGGUACGCAAGUCGGCCCUGGCCCUGGUGAUGGGAGCUUUGGACAAUCCCAAUCCCAUUCUGCGCUGUGCUGCUGGAGAGGCCUUGGGUCGGAUGGCUCAGGUGGUGGGAGAGGCCACCUUCAUCGCCAGAAUGGCUCAGACCAGCUUUGACAAGCUGAAGUCGGCCCGUGACGUGGUUUCUAGGACGGGUCAUUCGUUGGCUCUUGGCUGCCUGCAUCGAUACGUUGGAGGAAUCGGUUCUGGUCAGCAUCUAAAGACCAGCGUCAGCAUCCUGUUGGCUCUCGCCCAGGAUGGCUCCUCUCACGAGGUUCAGACGUGGUCUCUGCACUCUUUGGCUCUGAUUGUGGACUCUAGUGGUCCCAUGUACCGGGGCUACGUGGAGCCCACCCUCUCUCUGGUCCUCACCCUGCUCCUCACCGUGCCUCCUUCUCACACAGAGGUUCACCAGUGUUUGGGUCGCUGCCUGGGAGCGCUCAUCACCACCGUGGGACCAGAACUACAGGGAAACGGAGCCACUGUUUCCACCAUCCGCUCGUCAUGCCUGGUUGGUUGUGCCAUAAUGCAGGACCACUCUGACUCGCUGGUCCAGGCUGCUGCCAUCUCUUGUCUGCAGCAGCUGCACAUGUUUGCUCCCCGACACGUGAACCUGUCCAGCCUGGUGCCCUGUCUCUGUGUGCACCUGUGUAGCUCUCACCUGCUGCUGCGCCGCGCUGCUGUGGCCUGCCUCAGACAGCUCGCUCAGAGGGAAGCGGCAGAGGUCUGCGAGUACGCCAUGAGCCUGGCAAAGAGAGCGGGAGACGGCAAAGACGGCACAAUCAAUCUGAACAUCACAGAAACCGGUCUGGAGGGCGUUCUCUUCGGUAUGCUGGAUCGGGAAACGGACAGGAAGUUGUGUUCCGACAUCCACGACACACUGGGCCACAUGCUGUCGUCUCUCGCUGUGGAGAAACUUUCUCAUUGGCUCAAACUCUGCAAAGAUGUCCUCGCAGCAACUACAGAUGUAGGGGGAGCCGUUGCUUUCGAGGUGGAAAAAGAUGAGGACUCUGAGAAGAAAGACGAGAUCGACGAUGACACCAUGUUCACAGGCCUGGGGGACGAUGAGAAGUCCAAGCCCUCUGUGGCGCCUCGCUGGGUGACGCGGGUGUUUGCUGCAGACUGCUUGUGUCGGAUCAUUCUGCUAUGCGAGAAUUCUGACAGAACACACUUUGACCUGGCAGCUGCCCGCUCUGCACAGGCCAAGAAUCCCAAAGGGGAUCUGCUGGUGCUCCAUUUGUCUGACCUCAUCCGUAUGGCCUUCAUGGCAGCCACAGACCACAGUAACCAGCUGAGGAUGGCCGGUCUGCAGGCCCUGGAGGACAUCAUUAAGAAAUUUGCGUCUGUGCCGGAGCCUGAAUUCCCAGGACAUGUUAUCCUGGAGCAGUACCAGGCUAAUGUUGGAGCUGCUCUCAGACCGGCAUUUUCACCUGAUACACCGUCUGACAUUACAGCUAAGGCGUGCCAGGUGUGCAGCACAUGGAUCGGCAGCGGCGUUGUCAGUGACCUUAACGACUUGCGACGGGUACACAACUUACUCGUGUCAUCGCUGGACAAGGUGCAGGCUGGGAAGGGCUCCUCCAGUCAGCUGUACAGCGAGAGCGCCACCACUAUGGAGAAACUGGCCGUGCUGAAGGCAUGGGCUGAGGUGUACGUGGUGGCGAUGAAGAUCAAGAAAGAAGCAGAGUCCAAGCCCGCCAAACCGCUCAGAAGAGGAGACGAGGAUGAAGAUGAGGAUGACCUGGGCACCGAUGUUCUUCCUCCUGAUAGUCUCAUUACUUUAGUGCAGCCAGAGCUGCCUUCUCUCUCCCGCCUCUGGCUGGCCAUGCUGCGGGACUACGCGCUGCUCACCCUGCCUGCUGAGUUCUCGAGUCAGCUGCCCCCCGAUGGCGGAGCCUUUUACACCCCGGAGACCAUCGAUACGGCGAGGCUCCACUACCGCAGCUCUUGGUGUCCCGUGCUGCACGCUGUGGCCCUGUGGCUGAACAGCACCAGGUUUGGAGCUGGUGAAGAUCAAGAGGAGGUCUCAUCAGCUCCAUACAAGGCUCCUGAAGGCUCUUCUAAAGCAAAGACCUUUGAGGAGUCCGUCAGAGACCGGAUGCAUCUUUUGUUGGGUGUCAGUAUUGAGUUUCUGUGCUUCCCCCGACCGGAGGAGCCCAUUGAACACGUGAUGUCCUGCCUGCAGGCUCUGUCCACGCUUCUGGAAACUCCAUGUGCCAAGACGCACAUCUCAGAAGACCAGCUACUGGCAGUGGAGCUCCUGAAUGUGCUCCACAGGCUGCUGCUGACCCGGGAUCCUCCCGGUGUCCAGCACCAGGUCACCACCGUGGUCCAGGCCACCAUCAGGGCUGCACUGGACCACCUGCAGCAGCAAAGGACCAUCAGAGGCAAAGAGGAAGACGGGGAAAAAGAUUUCAAGUCCAUCUUAGGAGAAGGAGGAGACACAGGAGAGCUGGUUCCAGGGAAGUCUCUGGUGUACGCAGCCAUGGAGCUGCUCGUGUUUCUGCUGGUACGCCAUCUACCACAGCUGAAUUCACGAGUGAAGGAGUCGCCCAGCCAUGUGCCUCUCAGGCCUCGCAGACUGCCAGAGGAAAGCGCGUGUCUGGUGGCAAACACGGUUUCUAUCCUGGCAGACGUGCCCUCGCUGUGCUCUCCUGCUGGAGUAAUGACCAUCCUACCUACGGUGCUCUUCCUAAUCACCGGAGUUCUGAAGGAGACUGCAAUCAAGAUGGCCGACAACUCUGUCUCCAUUCCAGUGUCGGCGGCGCUGCAGGCCAUCAAGACCAUCAUCACCUCACCGCUGGCCCAGGCAGAGAGUAUUCAGACCCAGUGGACCAGCCUCGUCAGAAGCAGCCUGGCUUCUGUGCUGGAGUACUCGCAGCCAGACGAGUCCAGACCCGACAUGGACGAGGUCAGUAUGUUGACGGCCAUCACGCUCUUCCUGCUGUCGGCCAGUAGUGAACUGGUUGGAGUGGUGGUUCUGCAGAACGGCUGCAUGGAUCGGUUCCGAAAUGCCCUGAACUCUAGUGACCCCUGGGUCCAGGCCCGGUGUUAUCAGCUGCUGCUGUCAGUGUUCCAACACCCCAGCCGAGCCCUCUCCACCCCUUACAUCCAUGCCCUGGCUCCACUCAUGGUGGAGAAGCUGAAGGCGGUGGAGCGCAGCCGGCCGGGGACGGCUGCUGAGCUUCAGGCUGUGCAGGAGGGCAUCAGGGUGCUGGAGAAUCUAGUCGGCAUGGGCGAAGAGAAGAACCGAGUGCAGCUGCUGGCUCUUCUUGUUCCAACUCUCAUCUCGUACCUUCUGGAUGAAAACGCCAUCUCGUCUGCACCCCAAGUGUCUAAAAGCCUGCACGAUUUUGCCCUCCAGAACUUGAUGCGUAUCGGGCCUCUCUAUCCAGCUGCCUUCAAGACAGUAAUUGGUGCAGCACCUGGGCUUAAAACUCGUCUGGAAUCUGCUAUCCGGGCCAACCAAGCCAGCAGCAAAGCCAAAGCUGCAGCGAGACAAGCUCAGCCAACUGUACAGGCUGCACCAACUAUUAAACUCAAGACAAACUUCUUUUGAACACGAAAGUACUUUACACUCUUAAAAUAUAGUUGGUGGUCUUUAUUGUUUGUUUUCUGUCCACUGUGUACUUACUACACGCCAUAUCUUUCCUUCACUAUAGUUUUUUAAUGUAUUUAUUUAUUCUAUUUCUGAUCUAUCUUUUAAUAGAUAACCAUUCACAUUGAAGUAAAAAAGUUACAUUUCAUGAACAAACACUGAAUGUUCAUCUUUGAAAGGUUGCUUUAAAAUCUCACAUUUUAGUAGGUGAAUGUAUCACAAUCAGACCUGAUUUCUAUUUAAAGAGCAAGUCACCCUAAAUCAACUUUUCUUUGCUGAUAAACUAUAUAAACAAGUGUCUAAUGAUGCUGUACACACGUGCAGUCAAUAAAUUGGCUCUUUAGUGCAUCUUAUUUGAAAUUUAAAUAUUCUGCCUUAAACAGCAAGUCACCCCCAAAUCAGCUGUUUUUUUUUUACUGAUAAACUGUAUGAGUGUCUAAUCGUGCUGCAGACACGUGUUUUCAAUAGUUUAGCACUUUAGUGCAUCUUGGUUCAAAUUUAAAUAUUCCGCCUAAAACUGUCAGUGUUGUGCCGUCGUCAGGUAAAAAACUGCACUGCAUUUGAAUUUAAAUCUGGCCCCACUAUUGGCUAAGAGGUAAAUUAUGUUAGCUGGUACCUUAUGAUGUCACAAUGUAUUGAGCCUGUGUGUGUAUUUGUUAGCGACUCCACCCUCUCGGUCUGCCAGUCAACAGCAUCUGUUGCAUUUUUCAAACAGGAAGUGGAAGUGGAGUAAUACGCUGGUAGGGGGUGACUUGCUCUUUAAAGAGCAAAUGCUGUUGCCUAGCAGACCGAGAGGGCGGAGCUGCUAACAACACACACACACACACACACACAGAGGCUCACAACGACACAACGCUGACAGUUUUAGGCUGAAAAUUAAAAUUUUAACUAAAAUGCUUAAGUGCAAAACUAUUGACUACACGUCUGCAGCGCGAUUAGACACGCAUUUAUAUAGUUUCAAAAAAAAUAAGUUGAUUUGGGGGUGACUUACUCUUUAAGUGAUCUGAUUUAAAGCCCUCUGAAUGCUGAUGUUUGCUGUUUAUUUAUUUUCAAUGAAUUUGCAUCAGCAGUCUGGCAAUCAUUGUGUCAAUGAAUUACAAUUGUUUGUGACCUUUCCACUGAUCUAUUGAGUGUUCUUGUGCUUAUUUGAGAGUUCAGCAUUUUCUUUUAGUUUUAACAUUCCUCCUAGAAGCUGUCAAACAAAAUGAGAUUACUUCUGGGCUUUGUAUUGAGCCAGCAAUGAGAUUUUUACUACUGCUAAUGGAAGUAUUGUAGUAUUUGGGGGAAAACACGUCGUUUGUUGUAUGUGCUGCCUAAUAUAAUCACUCAAGGAUGAUUUUAUUCCCCAACUCGGUGUCUUUUGCUAACAAUCUUCUGUCCGUCUCAGCUGUAAACUCACCUUGGCAGGUAAAUAAAAAUGUAAUAUUUCA